CUAAUUCAAAAUGGCGGACGAGAUGAAGGAAUGCGAUUCUUCAUCAAAAUCACAUGAAAACUCCAACAGCAGACUGGAAUAUGACCCUAAAAGACUUAUAGGAGUUGAAUAUCCAGGACUCGUGCAAAAUCCAUCGCGGAUGAUUGAAACUCUGGGAGGUGAAGAGGCAAUUUCUAAGAUAUUUUCUAGGCCAACUCGUCGUCUUCCAAUGACGUUCCGUCCCGAAGAUCCGUACUCGAAGAUUGUUUGCGGUGAUCCACAGCCUUCUACUAACCUUCUUUUGAGAGUAAGACGAAGAAAGAAGAAGUGCACGAGUGGUGAGUCAACUGACGACGAGUUUGAGUAUAAACAAGAAAUCCUCGGAGUUGUUGAUAAAACGUACAGGUUUGGUAGUUUUGCAGACUACCAGUAUCUAUCAAGAGACACUAAUGAGUACCCUUUAAAUUGCAUACAUGGUCUUGAUAUCCUUGAGAAAGAUACUCCAAUCCAUAUGUUACCAUCAAUGUUUACAAGAGUCGAAACAGCAGCAAAUUAUCAUUUCAAGCCUGAUCUUCAGCCACAUAUAAUAGAAGAAGAUAAAGAACUUGAUAAACCAGGAUCGAUUACCUCAAAGAUGAGAGUAAGGCAACCCAUUUAUGCUUUCGGGGUAUCAUUUGCAUCAAAAAAAGUCCCUCAAAAACCACAUGAAAAAGUUCAUCAAAUAGUAGAAUGUGUUAAAGACAACCAAGUCGAGGUCAUUCAAAAACUGUUUAAUAUCCGUCCUAUCUGGUCUCGUAAUGCGCUUGAAGUACAUAUGAGCCAGGUUUCACAUGGACGUUUAAAACAGCUUCUGUCUUUGGUCGCGUAUUAUUUUCUCAACGGUCCUUGGAGGACAUUAUGGGUUAAGUUUGGCUACGACCCAAGAAAAAAUCCUAGUGCUAAAAUAUACCAAAUGCUUGACUUCCGACUUGGCUCGCGAAUUGAAGGAAAAAACCUUCCUAUCCCACGGAAGCGGAACUUUCACCGCCUUAGUAUCCCAGUCCUCCGCAAAAGUAGCGUCAAACCGGAGGUCAAGCUUGUGAGUGCGCACAGCAAUGACGAAGAGAAGGACACUCAACAAGAUGAUGACCUACCAUAUGUCUUUACUGCUAAUAAACUCCCUGUGCAUAAACAGAUGUUUUAUCAGUUGUGUGAUGUCCAUGUGGCGGAGAUACAGGAGUUGAUUUCUGUCAAUGAUGGACAGGAAACAGAAUGUCACGACAAAGAAGGAUGGUGCUUACCUGGUACUAUCGACAAGAUCAGGGACAUCAUGGUUCAACAUACGGUCAACCUAGUGGAGAAAAUCAAAAAACAACGAGAGGAAGAGGGAAACGAUAAGCAGGACGAUGCAGGGGUCAUUCAGUGGGACGGACAUGAAGAGGUCAAGGGGUUUCUUGAAAUGCUUGAGGGGGAUGAUGAUAUUGAGACUUAUGAUAUCUUUGAUGAGGAUUCGGAUAAUGAUCCUGAUCAAGAUGAAGGGAACACGUGAUUAGACAGCAAAAUCCACAGGGAUCCCAUGCAGUAUAUUAUUGAUGCAAAUAAAGAGGCAACAAAUCCACAGGAAUCCCAUUAGAUGUAUUAUUUGUGAAAAUGCUCAGAAGAAACAUGGAUAGAAAUCCACAGGAAUCCCAUACAAUGCGUUAUGUGUACAAAGGAACAAGCUGUAAAUACACAGGGUUCCCAUAGGAAGAAACUAGGCAGUUCAGUUCGUUAGUGAAGCAGUGGAAAUCCACAGGGAACCCAUGCUAAGGAAUAUCAAUGGAAGGAAGGAAGAUGUUAGAGAAGUUAAAACAUCGAAAAACUAGAAAAUAAAAUACAACACAGUAUGUAUUCUUUUACAAUCCUUUUAUGCUCAAUUAUAGAUGCCUAAACAUAA
Messenger RNA from Actinia tenebrosa (Australian red waratah sea anemone), 1894 nucleotides. Its product is annotated as general transcription factor 3C polypeptide 5. Gene Ontology annotation, biological process: transcription initiation at RNA polymerase III promoter. Gene Ontology annotation, cellular component: transcription factor TFIIIC complex. Gene Ontology annotation, molecular function: RNA polymerase III type 1 promoter sequence-specific DNA binding; RNA polymerase III type 2 promoter sequence-specific DNA binding. The record is from RefSeq and is a predicted model, not a curated record. Lineage: Eukaryota; Metazoa; Cnidaria; Anthozoa; Actiniaria; Actiniidae.